Naegleria fowleri is the source of this 2238-nucleotide messenger RNA. RefSeq lists its product as uncharacterized. The record is from RefSeq and is a predicted model, not a curated record. The transcript is spliced from 3 exons. Lineage: Eukaryota; Heterolobosea; Eutetramitea; Acrasida; Naegleriidae. Bases 1 to 2238 code for a protein of 745 amino acids.
AUGUUGUCACGACUCUUUGGGUUCAACAAGAAGAUCAAUAAUAACAAUUCAAGUGAUGAUACUUCUUCACAACACAACAAGAACACAAACAAGACUUUAAAAAAUCCUUUUCCCUUUCCGAAAGAAAUUAUUUUGAAAAUUUCACAAUUUUUAUUUUUACCCGAUUUGUUUCAUUUCGGAAUGUCAUGUCCAUUCACAUUGAAAAUUUUAUUCAAUCAAACACCACAAUUGGUGAUGCAUCGACUCAAAGAAAAGGAGCAAAGAAAAAGUAAAAAGAGCAACAUGUCACUUGUUCUUCAGCAAGACGCCAUCAUUGAAAUUUAUAAAAAACAAGAAGAAGAACAAUUACAACCACAGAACGAUGACACGUUCAUGAAUUUUGAAAUUGUUCAGAACAUGAUUUGGAAAAACUUGGUCAAUUAUUACUUUAUUCGAUUUUGUGCGAGUGGUGUGAAAAAUUGGAUGCAUGUCUUACGAAGAAGAAUUACUUAUUUAAUGGUUCAUGAUCCAAAAAAACUUCCUCUCGUGACUUCCUUUCAUCGAAGUGAAUUUGAAGCAAUGAUCAAUGACCCUUACCAAUUUAAACUAUUAUCUCCAUGUUCGAGUGAUUUGGAAUUUAUUGAAAAGUGUGACAAUUUAUACAAGUGUCCAAUGCAUUUAUCUUCGAUCGAGACGAAAUCCUACCAUUCUUCGAAAUAUUGUCAAGAAUGCAAUCAUACCAUCACGUUAACAAACACUUAUGAUAACUUUUUGACAAGUGUAUUGACUGAUCCAUUGACAGCCAUUACUCUUCAAGUGAAUAACCAACCAAGAGCACCACCAGCCAAGAACUCUGUAAAGUUCAAAGUUCAAGCCAAAACGUCUCUCAUCAUUGAGGAUCAUCAUCAUCACCAUUCGAUUGAUCCAAUCACUCUCGUUUUGUUAGGUCCUUUAUCGAGUGGUAAAACAGAAGCCUUAAAAAUUAUUCAAUAUUACAACUCACGAGAUCAAUUCCGAACUAGUAGUAGUACUGAUAGUAGUAGUAGUAACCAUUCAAAUCUAAAUUUAUUCAACCACAAGAGGGAAAUUCCGAAUAUAAUUCGCUACGAUCAAUGGUCAGGAGAAAGCUAUCGCAACAAGGAAUUGUAUUAUUCUCGCUUGAGAGAGUCCUAUGAUGAGCCAACCAUUGACAUGAAUUGUUUAAUUUAUGCCUAUUUACCUCCAAAGGGAGAACAAGUGCUUCAAUUGGCGGAUAUUGGAGGCGAUGAAAAACUCAUGAAGAAUGCUUCGAGUGGAAUUUCAUUGAGCGAAAAUUCUGCAGCAUUGAUUGUGGUGGGUGUGGAUUCCAUCUGCCAUUCCAAAGUAUUACAAAAAGUGUUGCAUGAUCAUUUAAUGUUGGCUCGAGUUGAGGAAAGCUUUAUGGAGGUGAAGAAACAAAUUUUGGAGCUAGGUUUGAAAAACAUUUUGAGAAUUGAUCAUUGGUCAAAUCAUUGGUCAAAGGUGCCAAUCAUUCCAACAAGUUUGGUGAUGGAAGAAAAUGUCAUGAGAAAUUCUGAAAAGAUGCCAUGGUACAAGGGUGACACUCUUUUAAGUUUUAUUGAUUCAUUGACACCACCGUCUUGUGAAGAAUGGAAAAAGUAUGCACCCUUAAGAUUUUCAGUCAUCCAUCCAUUUAAAAUUGGAGGAAUUGGGACUGUUUUGUUUGGCAAGUUACAUUCUGGAAUUCUACAAGAGGGCGCUUUGGUAAAUGUUGCUACAGUAGGAGGAACGUAUAUUUCGAACGUGCAAGUCAGGACUAUUGAAAUUGAUGGUAGAAGAGUGAAAAAAGCCUUUCCUGGUUCAUUAGUGGCUGUUAAUGUAUGUAAAUUGACACUGAGAGAUUGUAGAAGAGGUUUGGUGAUUAGCACUCCUGACAAUCCAGCCACAUUUACAACGAACUUUGAAGCGAAAAUUAAGAUUUUAGAAUGUCCCAAUAUAAUUAAGGAAGGAUUCACACCCAUGGUGGAUUGUGGUUUGGCUCAUGUUGCUUGUAGAUUUGAAAAAUUGUGUUACACUAUUGAUGCUUCAACAGGUCGAGUACUUUCAAGUCACCCUUCUUCUCUUAAAAAGAAUGAUUUGGCUAUUGUGAAAUUGCGUACCACAAAUCAUAGAUUUCUAUUGGAGAGAUAUAAUGAUUUCCCUUUUUGUGGAAGAAUAAUAAUAAGGGAUAAUGAUAAAAUUAUAGCAGUUGGAACAGUCACCAAGAUUGUUCGACCAUGA